GAUACCUAACCCUGCAACAACUAUAAUAUAAAUCAUUUGUCCUCUGAUCGUCGUGUCGUUUUGCCGCUUUGUUUAUUAAGAGAAAAAAAAAUCUUAAUGUCAUAAUACUUGAAAUAAAAAUAAUUUCUUUUUCGGUACUUAAAAAAAAAAUUUUUUUUUUCCAAUAACAAAUGAAAAAAUGAUUGUUUGGGAAAGAUUUCGUAAUCAUUGUGCAUGGAAUGGUGGUGCUAAACAAAUUUCCAUCGAUGCCGUGAUACCGAUUUUUAUGAUACCAAUAUUAACAAUAAUUGCUGCACAAUCAUUAUUAUGUACCGUUGCAAUAUUUUUAAUAACACCACCGCUUAUUUAUUAUUUACAUCAUAAUUUCCUUCGAUUUAUAUUGAGAACAAAAUUUUUUUUUAUCUGGACAGUGACGAGUGUGCUUAUGAUGAUGCUUGUCUUUGAAUUGAGUGUUGUGCCAUUGCUUGAAAUUUUACCGGAGGAAAAUUUUAUAUUUAUGAUUUGUGUUGUCAGUGGUUUAGCGUUUGGCUAUAAAACACGUUUAUUGGCCGAUCAAUUUAUUCAAGAUGGAAAUUAUGUUCAGGGUUUAGAACUCGGUGAAGGAAGUGGUGAAUUAUGUCCUAGUUGUAGACGACGCACACCACCAAAAGGAUUUCAUUGUCGUCUUUGUCAAACGUGCAUUCUUGGACGUGAAUAUCAUUGCAAAUGGUUGGAUUGCUGUAUAGGUGCCAGUAAUUUACGAUGGUAUCUGGCAUGCCUAUUUUUUUCAGCGAUUGCUUUUAUAUAUGGUUCAAAUUUAACAAUGACCUCCGUAUGUCAUCCGUUUAUUUUAAUUGGAACUGUUUUACUGCCAGAUGAUUGCAGUGAUGUCUAUCAAGAAAUAGAUAUUGCUGUGUGCUUUAUUUCGUCAAUCUACAGUUUAAUUGUUGGUCUAGUCAUAACAUGUUAUCUAUUUUAUCACCUUUGGUUGAUAUAUCUUGGGACAACGUCCAACGAACGUCGUAACCUGGGAAUGGAGAGCCGUUGUGACGAUGGAAUGCUAAAGAGUGUCUCUCGACUCUUUUGCUGUAAAAUAUGAAGAAAAAAAGAAUUGUUUACUUUUUUUCCAUCAAAUAGUUAAUAUUACAACGUAUUAAAAUUCUCUUUGUUUAUUUUUUUUAUUAUCAAUUCGAAGCUGUGCAGAAGUAAAAUUAGAUUUCGUCCAUUUUUUAGAUGAAAUCUAAUUUGAUUAAUAGGCCAAAAAGAAAAAUAAUUUAGAAAAGAAAGAGAGAGAGAGAGAGAGAGAGAGAGAGAGAGAGUCAUUUUUUUUACUGUUAAAAAAAAAGACGACGAAACGAGAAAAUUUGUUUUUAACUUAUUUUUUAGUAAUUGUAUAAAAAUAUAUUUUUAAUUCACUAAUAGAGACUGUAAAUUGAAAGUUCUUAAGGAUCUGUUAUUGUCUUUUUUUUCGUUUUAUAAGCUGAAAGCUAAUUUGCCAAAAUGGUGUUAAAAAAAUUCACUUUUUGAAUUUUUUUCCCACUGCUCAGCAAGAAUGAAAAAUAUUUGUACAGAUUUUAUUUUAAUUUAUAAUUAGUAAAUUAAAUUAGAAAUAUUUAUAAUUUUACACACGGAAGAAAAAAAGAAAGAAAGAAAGAGACGUGUCACAUAUUUUAAACAGUAUUUUAUGAAUAUGAGUAAAAAAAAUGUGAUUGUAAAAUGGGAUUAUGAAAGUGAAAUAGAAAACUGUAAGGAAUUUCAUCGUAAUAUUUGUAAUAUAUAUCGUCCUCAUUAUGAGAUCAAUAAAAUUCAUCCAUUAAACUCUCAUUAAAACUCUCAUUAAAGCUUAAUAGAAAUAUCUUUCAAAAUUUUUGAAAAACUUAACUAGAAACGCACAUUAAUUAAUUUUAAUAAUAUUGUACGAAUUUAAAAAUUUUAUUUAUUUCUUUUUUCAAAUAAUAUUUUUUAAAUAUUAUUUUAUAAAUAUUUAUAAAUAAAUGUAACCUUCUUUGCGUGGUAUUUAAUUCUUAUUUAAAAGCACAAAUAAAGUUUAAAUAUAUUUUUUUUUAUUUUAAAAAUCAUUUCAUCACAUAUCAUUGAAAGAAACUAUUUAUAUAGAUUAUAAGUAAAUUUAGGAAAUUGUCAAUAUAUGAUUAAAGAAAAACAGUCUUAAAUAGUUUGACCUGUAAAAAAAAUAUGAUAAUAAUCUUCGAUGCUCAUAUAAUUAAAAAUUGCAGGCAAAUUAUGUAUUUUUUAGUGAUCUCAUUUUUCUUCGAUUCCUUGAUGUGUACUUUUAAUAUAUAUGUAUACAAUAUUAUAUAUAUGUUACCGGUAAAACCCGAAGUCCAGGCAUUUUGCGAAAUGCCUAGGCAAAUCGGGAAAUACCUAAAAGUGGCCAGGAAAUUCGAGUUUUACCUAGAAAUUUUAGGCAUUUCUCAAAUUGCCUAGGUAUUUCGCGAAAUACCUAGUCAUUUCGCGAAAUGCCCAAGUCGAUUUAGGCAAAAUGAAAAGUUGAUCAUUUGUAAGCUGCGCAUACUAAUGUAAACAGAUUGUUUACAAAAUUAUUAGUCUAUUACACUGUUCGACAAAAUAUUGCUACAAGAAUACGUCUCAAUUUUGAGAAAAACGGGGUCAAAGUAUCAAAAUAUGCCAUUUUUAGCACUUUUUGAAGCACUAUAAAAAAGAACGCGAUGUGAUAGAAAGCUCAAAUAUGUCUUAAAUAAGAGCUCGAACCCUCAACUUUAACAUCCAAAAGCAAAAAGCCAAGUAGAAAUAACUUAAAAUUGUGGGGAACAACUUUUUAUUAAUUUACCCUAUAUGAUCGCUAACUAAAAUAAUAGCUGAUGGGCGCGCACGCGGUAAAAAGUUGUUCACCACAAUUUUGAGUUAUUUCUACAUAGUUUUUUGUUUUUAGAUUUUAAAGUUGAGGGUUCGAGCUCUCAUUUAAGACAUAUUUGAGCUUUCUAUCACGUCGCGUUCUUUUUUUUAUAGUGCUUCAAAAAGUGCUAAAAAUGGGAUAUUUUGACACUUGGACCCCGUUUUUCUCAAAAUUGAGACGUGAUGGGACAAUUUAACUUACAGAUUCGUAAUCUACGGCGAAAAUCCCGUAAGUUUGACAUGCUGCAACAAAUAACCAGCAAAAAAUAUAUGUUCACAAUUAAGGUUUCAAUAAAUUUUUCAAUUUGCCUAAAUCGACUUCGGCAUUUCGCGAAAUGCCUAGGAAAUUUACGAAAAUGCCUAGGCAAUUCGGAAAAUACCUAAAAAUGUCUAGGAAAUUUGAGUAAUACCUAAGAUUUUAGGUAUUUCCCGAUUUGUCUAGGCAUUUCGCAAAAUGCCUGGACUUCGGGUUUUACCGGUAACAUAUAUAUAUAUAUUAUAGAAACAAUGUGAACAUUUUUCAUCGUAAUAACUGUGAUAAAGCGAUAAAGUGGCCAUUGUGUAUAAUUAUUGCAAUAAAUACUAAUCGAUUGCUAAA
Leptopilina heterotoma is the source of this 3451-nucleotide messenger RNA. It is a transcript of the gene GABPI, whose product is annotated as palmitoyltransferase ZDHHC23-A. The coding region runs from base 179 to 1078 and encodes 299 amino acids. Lineage: Eukaryota; Metazoa; Arthropoda; Insecta; Hymenoptera; Figitidae. Gene Ontology annotation, molecular function: palmitoyltransferase activity. The transcript is spliced from 3 exons. The record is from RefSeq and is a predicted model, not a curated record.